Messenger RNA from Vitis vinifera (wine grape), 1766 nucleotides. RefSeq lists its product as uncharacterized. The record is from RefSeq and is a predicted model, not a curated record. The transcript has a single exon. NCBI's taxonomy places the organism in Eukaryota, Viridiplantae, Streptophyta, Magnoliopsida, Vitales, Vitaceae. The coding region runs from base 76 to 1611 and encodes 511 amino acids.
GGACUUGAAGGAGAGUGGAGUGGAGGGAGCAAAAGAGACAAGGCAGACAGAGGUGAGAGAUAUAGAAAGAGGGAGAUGAGUGUCUCAGCCAAGGCCAAGAGCAGUAGCGAAGGCUGGGGUAUGGGUUUUCUUCUGGUCUUCUUCCCUGAAGACGACCCCAUUAUCAACAAGAAGAAGAAUCUCUUCUCUUCUUCUUCUUCCUCUUCUUCUUCCUCCUUGAAAUCCACCACGAGAAUCCACAGCUCCAACAUCUUCACCAGGGCGCAAUCCACCAUCUCCAUCUGCGCCUUGAUCGUCUUCAUCACCCUCCUCCUCUUCACCCUCUCCACAUUCGAGCCCACCACCAUUGCAGCCUCCUCACCCCAUUCCAUUGCCUCCCGGAGAUGGCUAUCAGAGAAAUCUACGGCCAGCAAGCUCAGUGCCACACCCAAGACCUCCAAACCCACCCGCAAUUCCUUGUUCUCCACUACCUGGUUUCGAAAAGAGUGGAGGAGCAAUUCGCUGAAAUCAUCCUCUUUUGCGUUACAAGGAAUGGGCUGUUUGUACAGAAGAGGCACUAGAGCGAUGAAUGAUCUUGUUGUCGGUCAUGUGACUGAGGAUGUUACUCAGGACCAGUUUCGUAUGUUCUUGAGGGCAUUGUAUCGAUCCUCCAUCUCUGCCAAAACAGAUGUUGUUUUAAUAUUUUCUUCAUCGUCGGCGUCGUCGGAACUUGGGCCUGUAGUUCAGGAAGAGACCGAGUCGUUCUCGAGACUAGUUCGUCGCUACGGCGAGUUGAAUAGCACGAGUGAGGAGUCCGGAGUGACGAGUUUCGAUGUGACCCAGUUCUUGAAAUUUGGAAAGAAGGAGAAGGAGAGGAGAGAGCCGUUAUGGGGUCGAAGAAUUCGAAGCAAUUACAGCGACCCAAAUAGUGAGGAAGGGGAGGAAGCAGAGCCGACUCGGUUGAGGUACGGAUCGGUGGUGGGGUUCGAGGCCGCCGAGCUUGACCCGGAGAACUCGCUCGCCGGUUUCUUAGACCACGUUCCGAUGAGUCUCCGCCGAUGGGCUUGUUACCCAAUGAUACUCGGCCGAGUCAGGCGAAAUUUCAAGCACAUGAUGCUUGUCGACGUGAAGAGUUUUGUGCUUCUCGGUGACCCACUCGUCCGAGUAAGAAGCAAAAGCACAGAAUCAGUGUUUCUAUGGACAAACCCAGAGACUCUUACACCCAAGGGGCGCAAGAACUCGGACAAAACUCAGAACCAUCAGAAGCUGGUUAACUCGGAGAUUAUAAUGGGUGGAACUCGAGGCGUUAGACGAUUAUCAAACGCAAUGUUGAUCGAAAUAGUACGAGCAGCGAUGCAACGCAAGGGUAAGAGUCCAUUCAGUGAGUCAGUCCUCUUGAACCAGCUCGUCAGCAAUGGGGUUCUCUCCAAGGGCGUAGAUUUGACCAUAUCAAACGAGUCGGUUCCUGACUCGAACUCACUCGCCGGUGUGAACUCAAACUCAACUUCCUCCUUGUCUUUAUCAAAGUAUAGCGUGGUUCAACGUGGCAAUAGUAAUCGUGAUCUUAAUCAAAUUAUCAUGAAGGACAUAUGUUCAUCUACACUAGAUUCUUCUGUUUAUAGUGACUGUUAGCAGAAAAAUAAAAAAAGAAAAAGUGAUAUGUAUAAUUUUUUUUUUUUUUUGUUUACCACAAUUUUAUGUGCUUAGAGAAAUUUUUUGUAUGAUAAUAUCAGGUCAGGUCUAUAAUUUAUAUUGCCAAGAAACUCAUCUUAUGGAGUAUUCCUUCA